AUGCUAAAUGGUAUGGCGACGCACUUGAGUGAUCGGCUCCUGUGGUUCGGCCUAGGAGUUACCCUCUUUUUCGCAUUCCGGGGCAUAACCUGGGAGCUCUCCCAGGUCAGGCACCUUACGGAAAUCAAAAAGGAAGAGAAAGAGGACCAACUCAUUGGAGAAGCUACGGAAGAUGGUAAUUAUGAUGUUGCAUCUCUACCUCUUUGGGACGCCUGGAACCUGACUCUCUGGAAAGCCCUGAAAAUAGAAUCGCUGUUGAAGCUUUCUGAAAGCUCCAGUUUCGAUUUAAGAGCUGCUGCGUUAAAAAUAAUAGCCGAACGAGCAACCAAAGGUCCCACGCGAGAUUUGCUCCUUGAGGAUCUGUCCAGCCGUGACCCACUCCUCCGGCGGCGAGCCUUAGAUGCACUACACUUUCUGAUCUUAAGCAGACCUUUGGCCCGCUCCAGCGCGUCUAGCAGAUUAAGGGAUCUAUCUACUUUUAAAAGUCUAGUCGGUUGUUUAUGCUACUUUCUAAAGGAACAUACUGAGAAGAUUGGCACCACUUCAUCUCCCAUACUUCCGCGAACCAGACCUCCGGGAGAGGAGAAGGCUUUACGCGUCCUCCUUGCCCUCUUACCAGAAAGCGUGCACACGGCCCUAGAAGCCGGGCUUGUGAGUCAGUGGCUAACAAGAUAUCCGUUCCCGUGUACUUUGCAAGAUGAUACGAGAAAACGUAAUGUUUUUUUGUUUAUGAAGACCUGGGGCUCCGAUGACCCCUUGAUGAGUAACAUUUUCAAUAUUCUAGCUACUCAUCAUGAAGGAGUAAGACAGCUCCGAAGAUACGGCCUAAUGGGAGCCAGAUUGGAAGAAGACGAGCUUGAUGCAUAUGAUUCUUCCGUUGAACGAAGCCGCUUCAGUAUUUUGGAAGGAGACGAUGACUGGGAGAGUGUUUGGGUGCCAGACGGAGCAGAUACAGGUGCUACCCAGGCCUGGGGCGGGAGACGUUUGCAGGAAGGCACCACAACAGAUCAAGAGCUGAGGCGUCGCCGGAGAGAAGUAAUGGUCUUUUCUGAAGGUGGCAGGCCCCUGGAUCAGGACAAUAUCAUUGAGCCAAUACAAAAUCGCGCCGUCUGGGGUCUAGACGAUCAAUUUAACGAGCUUCCCGGAAGGGUUUAGAAAUCUUGUGACUCUGAACAGAAGUCAGCAACCCGCGAACAGCGCAACGAGGGGAUAGAGCUGGGUUAUUUUCAUAUCAUAACGAUAUACCCAUGGCCAGAAAACAGCAAAAGUCUCGGGCAAGAAGAAUGUCAUAAGACACUUUUGUGGUUGAAUCCAUACUAAUUUGACAGUACAUACGAUGAAAUGAGGAUACGACGGCACGAGAAAUGCUAGAGAGGAUGGGUGUCACGCUUUAUGAAGUUGAAUUGUAUAUAACCGUCUCAUUAUAAUCCAAUCCAGCUUAGCUUUGCUAAAUG
This is a messenger RNA of Coccidioides posadasii C735 delta SOWgp, 1454 nucleotides long. NCBI's taxonomy places the organism in Eukaryota, Fungi, Ascomycota, Eurotiomycetes, Onygenales, Onygenaceae. The record is from RefSeq and is a predicted model, not a curated record.